This is a messenger RNA of Daldinia childiae, 1164 nucleotides long. RefSeq lists its product as uncharacterized. The transcript has a single exon. The record is from RefSeq and is a predicted model, not a curated record. Lineage: Eukaryota; Fungi; Ascomycota; Sordariomycetes; Xylariales; Hypoxylaceae. The coding region runs from base 1 to 1164 and encodes 387 amino acids.
AUGGAGCUCACCAACCACCCAUAUCAAGAAGAAUUUGUCGUUGAUGAAGGGGAUCACUCGCCAGACGUCAUAAUACCAAGGUUGCCAAGGAAGUCGAGCCUUACGAGCAACUUCUCCUAUCCUAUACUGGAUGAGUAUGAACACCUACGUCGCCAUGAGUCAGAAAAUAGACGAUCAUCACUGACGUCGAAUGGCUCCAUGCCGGGAAUGACGGACUCAUCCGAUUCAGAGACUUCAUCCGACGAGGAUUAUAACACAUCAGCUAGUGAGCUCUGGGAUAGCUUUUGGCUCGAUAAUGUAGCUGGUCUUGGAGAACAAAAUCCCGUACUUUUACGAGCGUCACAGACGCCGCAUUUUCUACCUAUAGGGUUUUCGAAAAGCGCAUCUAAUGAGACGGAUGAUACAAUCACUGUAUCAAAGCCAGAGUCAUCCUCCCAGAAGGCUACAGGUUCAUGCGAGACUUCUACAGCUCAGACAUCGCCUCCGCGCCCAGUGACGAGAAAUGGCACGCCUACGUAUUCCAUCUAUCCUAAGCAGGAGCCGAAUAAUAUGUUGCGAUAUCCACUCCCUCCACGAACUUCAUCGCUGGUUCCAGCUCCUCUUUCACCUCCUCGGCGGCAAUUUCUAAAACCAGCCAAGUCGAUUGUGAACCUCAAGUCUAGCAAAUCGCAUCAUAACCUUCAGCCUAAUCACACAAUUCCUCCUAUAUCUAGGAUGCCAAUGGCACCUGUGUCAGCAAAUUCUGUUCCUGCAUCACCAGCUUACCCCCCACCUCCACCUCCAAGGGCUCUGCGUCCGACGUCUUCAGCUUUCAACCUCCGCGAUAAGAGCGGCUUGUUCAACCGCACGCAGCACAACGCUGCGAUGCCCUUAUCGCCUCUCAGCUCACCAGCAAUGACGCCAACGCCUGAAUUUCAAUCCACUUCACGGCCAGAAGUUGAGCCUUACAUUUCAGUGUUUGAGUUUGAUUCAGAUCACGAGUCGUACAUGGAGAGCAACAGUUUUACUAAGCGCAUUGCCCGUGGGUUCCACAAGAAGAGUACAAGCGAGAAGCGUAGUAUUGGGCGACGCGGGAGCGAAGACUCGGAAGCCCACGGCUCAGACAAGGAGAAGCGCAAACGUGGAGGUAGCUUAGGUCGCAUUUUAGGACUAAAAGGUCGCUGA